GUCUUUCUGUUGUGUUUGUCUUUCAGACCACCUUCACGAUUAUGUUGGAAAAGAGGAGGAUUUCUCUGACCAGCAGCUCUAUGAACAGGAGAGGAAUUUCAGUUUGGACCAAGAGGAACCAGAACCUCUGCAGAUAAAAGAAGAGCAGAAAGAACUAGAACAUCCCUGGACAAAAGAGGAAACCAUGGAGCUCCCCAUUAGUGAGCAGGAAGAGCAGCUUAUUCUGAAGCACGAGACUGAGGAUACAGGAGAGAAAUCUUUCCCAUGUUUGACAUGUGGAGAAAACUUUCUAAGAAAAGAACAUUUAAUGGAUCAUAGUAGAACUCACACAGGUGAAAAGCCUUUUGAAUGUCUGUCCUGUGGAAAAAGCUUCACUCAGAAAUCUAAUCUUGAUACACACAUGAGAUUUCACACAGGUGAGAAGCCUUUUGAAUGUCUGUCCUGUGGAAAAAGCUUCACUCAGAAAUCUGAUCUUGAUAAACACAUGAGAAUUCACACAGGUGAGAAGCCUUUUGAAUGUCUGUCCUGUGGAAAAAGCUUCACUAAGAAAUCUAAUCUUGAUAAACACAUGAGAAUUCACACAGGUGAGAAACCUUUUGAAUGUCUGUCCUGUGGAAAAAGCUUCACUAAGAAAUCUAAUUUUGAUACACACAUCAGAAUUCACAAAGGUGAGAAGCCUUUUUCUUGUACCAGUUGUAGCAAGAAUUUUACUAAUAAAAGUAAUUUGACUAGACACAUGAGAAUUCACACAGGUUAAAAGCUGAUUUCCUCAAUGAUUUGUGACCAAGGUUUUAAACAAGAACGUAAUUUGAGUGUCCAGAUGACACUUAUUCAUACAUGAUGUGAAAUGACAUAAAAAAACAUCUGUUUCACGUAACUCGCAGCAGUUGGACGCAACAGGAAUGAACCGUAGAGGUGUUUUCCAUGUUUGACGGGUGAUAAAAUGUCCAUCUAGUAACUCCUUCACCUCAUUAAAUGUGAAACGUACAGGUUAAUGGUCUUUUGAGCAAAGUUUUGAGAAAGCCAUUAACUAACAGGUCUGUUUACAUAGAAACUAGAACAGAUAAGGUGUUAUAUUGUAACCCUAUUAAAUAUUCAGGUCCUGGGCCAAUAUGUGGAUGUGAAAAUUUGAAAGUCAAUUAAUGCAACAAGCAAUUGAGAAGUUAUAGCUGUUUAAAUUGGAGGAAAAAAUCAAGAUGAACCCCUACUGUGCCAUUUUGGCAUGGUGUUGCAAGACUUUUUCUGGAUGAAUUUAUUCAGAAGAAAAACACAGAAGUUUCAUUUUACUUUUAGCUGGAUGAUAAGCUAUCAGUUGGAUAUAUUCCUGAAACAGAAUUUUAUUCAGAUGAAUAUAAAAGCAAAGGUACGGCAGAUUUCAUAUGUCUUGCACAAAUUUGCUAAUGUUGUGGGAUUUUUUUUUAAGAGGUCAACUGCAACUGAUCCGAGUUUUGGUAAUUCAGUAUUUUGUUGGCUUUCAUUUUUUUAUUUUUAUAAUGCCAAUUCACAACACAUAUCACCUCAAGGCAGUUUACCGUUCACCAGAUCAUACAGUCAUACGCCGUACACAAAUUUGCUCCUCCCACCACAAAGGAGGACCAGGCACCUGGACCUGGUACUUGACCCCUAAAGUUGAAAUGGGAAGGGGAGAGACUCCAACACAACUCAAUCUUCCCGGUCCUUGCAACGGUCUCAGCCCCCCAUCCCCCACCCGGAUGAGAAGGCCCAUGGGACAGGCCCCCAUAAGACAGUGCCAGCCGAACCAGCCUCAGUGUGAGCGGCCAUAAUCCGAGGCCAACUGGGUUUCAAGCAGUAUACAGCAGUAAACUAUUUUCCACACUAGUUAGCAUUCCCGUAGGUCUCUGGAGCAUGGUUGUCUCUCCAGUUUCCUAGCAUUUUGCUUCAGAGUGUGCAGCUCUGCAUUAAACCAAGGAGCCAGCUUUCUAUUUUAAAGUUUUUCUUUUUCAAAGGGGCUGCUUUGUCUAAGGCAGUACACAGAGAACUAGCAACCCUAUCAACAAAAUCAACCUAUGAAGGGGAAUAAGCUAAGCUUUUGCACUCUGCAGCACUGCUCAGCAAAACAGAAGAGAGAGAAAGUAAAACAGAUCCUCUAAAAUUUAUAACUGCACUAUCUGAUAAAGAUCUGCUAAAGUGAAAACUUUUGGGGGAGGAGAACUCUGUUAAAGUAAUCUUUAAGGUGAUUAAAAAAUGUUGAGAAGGCAGGGCUGUGAGAAAAUAUUAUUUCUUCACAUUCUAUGCCAUAUGUCCGAACUGUCAUGAAUUUCUUAAGAGAUCUAACCCACAUGCAGUAAACCACUCAAAGAACCAGGGUAAAAUUUUUAACAGGUUUAUUGAUAAGGACAGCGGGGGUUGGAUUCAGAAAACUCAGUGUGCUGGAGAACCAGAACUGGAAGAGGGAAGGG
Messenger RNA from Cyprinodon variegatus (sheepshead minnow), 2420 nucleotides. Its product is annotated as gastrula zinc finger protein XlCGF49.1-like. The record is from RefSeq and is a predicted model, not a curated record. The transcript is spliced from 2 exons. NCBI's taxonomy places the organism in Eukaryota, Metazoa, Chordata, Actinopteri, Cyprinodontiformes, Cyprinodontidae. Gene Ontology annotation, biological process: regulation of transcription by RNA polymerase II. Bases 185 to 757 code for a protein of 190 amino acids. Gene Ontology annotation, molecular function: RNA polymerase II cis-regulatory region sequence-specific DNA binding; DNA-binding transcription factor activity, RNA polymerase II-specific.